CUGUACUGUACUGUACUGUACACUCACUGCACUCAGAACACGACACAACACCACCACACACAACCAUCCACACUCUUUCCCUCCACGACUCAACAUAUCACACCCAUGCAAUGACCACAGCCCUCCCUGUCGUCCCAGCCAGAGUCCAUUGCGAAAAGCAGCAGGAAACAGUCGCCGUCACAGCACACAAUGUACAUACACACGGGCGCAAACACUCCUUCCGCGGCUUCAGCACACACUCACUCUCAAGCCUCACUCUCGCACAUACAAAGCCACACACCACAGCUGCUGUCAUUGGCCACACAGGCGCACUCCCAAAGCGCUCCUUGUUUUCCUUCGGGGGCGGGAGCGGCAAUAGCACACAGGGCGCAGCAGUAGCAGGUGUUCCAGCCGGCUCUGGCAUUGUACGGUGCGCAGACAAGGAGACAAAUGCAUCGAGACCACCCAGUCUCAUCACCGAUGAUUCAUCCCUCGCGAGUAUCAGCUCCCGAUCACCGUCACCGGAACCCACACAACAAGCACCCACGCCGGCCCAACAGUCCUCGCGCCUCGAAGCUGCAUUCAAGCGCUACGCACACUCAUUCAACGUUCAAAUCCUACAUACCCAGCUCCUCCCUGUCCUUGCACGAUCAGGUCCAGCGGCAACGAACCCAGUGCUCAUUCUACACGAGGCCGACGUCGCUUUCCUCUUCAAGUGGUGGCAUCAUUUGCUCCUCCUCUCGCCUCCACACCCGACCGUCUUUGUCUGUGUUUGGGCGCUGGCUUCACACCCAACACUCCUUAAAUCGGCAAUCUGGAAUGCGCAUUACGCUUUGACCCUCUCGACCUUGCUCGCUCAAGACGCGAAUGUUUUGCCGACAGGUCCGUUUGUGCGAUUGCUCGCAUUGGGCUACCUCCUGCAUCCACCCACACAAGCGAUCCUCCGUGCGCGAUUCACAGCGAAAGCAUCAACGCGUCGGACAUCUUCAUUGGUGGAGGUACAGGAGGAAGUAUGGUGUCAACGUGCACGUCAGGUGGAAGUCUUUAGUGAGCUUUUGCGACAGAUUUACCAGCAACGACCCAACUACGAAGAUGAAGACGGUGUCCUCUCCAGCAGACUUGAGCAAAUCAUGACGAAAUUGCUGGCAGUCCGCACAGCGACGCCCAAUACACGACUCCUCAACUGUGGACGCAUACUAGGUCAAGCAGAAGGUCGUCUGGCUGUGCUGGUGGAGUCGGGUUUACAGGCAGUAGCCUCUUGCACGCGCGCUUUUGAUCCAGCUGCCGUGUUUCAUUUAUUGGAUCUGCUUUCACUGCUGCGCAUCAAGCAAGUUGCCUUUUGGACAACGGUUCUGGAACGCAUUCUUGAUACGGAGAACCAUAUCCUUCAGAUCCGUGUGUUUGCGUAUCUCUACGAGCACUGGCCUCUAUAUGAGCAUCAUGCACCAGCAUGUGCACUUCUCCUGUCACCACCUCGUUGGCAGCACUACUUUGUGCAUUGGUCAGGGAUUGUUAGAGACCACUAUAUGCGACUCCUCUGCUAUCGUCUCUCAGCGUCACACCCACAACGCGUACGUAUGUUGCUGAAACGUACCUUUCUCACAAGUCUUGGUGAGCAUUGUCAAUUACGAGACUGUCUACCGGGUAACCCUAUUCCUAAUAAGAAAUUCGCCAUUCGACCUUGUGGCAGUAUGCAGCAACAACAGCAACAACAAACAUGGCUCGCCACGGGCGCAACACCGCUCGCCUUGUUUGCUCAACACGAUGCGAAUGCGACAACAGGUGGUCGGUUGGGAAGUAGUAGUAGUUUGCCUGGUGCCCUACCGCCUUCGCCACCGCCACCGCAACAACAUACAGGCCCGCCUGCUCAGGGCCUGGAGAUGUCGGCAGCGUCAUUUGUUAAGCGAAAGUUGGGAUUAUUCCGUGGGUUGUGGGAGGAUGCGACUCCUCCGUCGCCACCUGCUGCGAGAACGCCUUUGACUGCGAGUCGUGUGCAGUUGGAGGAGGAAGAAGUUGAAGAGGAGGAAGAAGAGGAAGCAAAGUCAGAUAUGGCUGUAUUGGGUGGUCUUGCUCGAACGACAAGUGCCCGCUCUGUUUCUUCUCAACGACCCAAUAGACCUUCUCCUACACGUCCACAACAGGUACAGCCACAGCGAUACAGGUUUGUCGCUGAGUUUGUUGGGAAACAGUGGUCGUUGACGGGUGAUGCGGAUGCGAUCCGUUUUCUGGAUGGUGUUAUGGAUCUUGCGCAAAUCGGACGCCUCCCAUCCUUUGUUGAACAGCCGGCUGCUUCUGAGGCUGAGGAGAGGAUGGAGGAAGUCACGGAGGAUGCGGCAUUUGCCUUGGGAGAAGGUCGGAAACGUCUUUGGACGCGCAGUUUGAGUGAGUGGAGCGUUCUCCUUGAUGAUCAAGAACGCUUUUGGCGAUCUCAGCAAAUGUUGCCGGGUCAUACAGCGACUUCGUCGAGUACUCCUGUUAAUGCUGAUGGUGCAUCGCCGGCUGUGUUGGUGGUGCCGAGGUUAGAGGUUGAAUUCCCUCGAUGGUUUUGUCAAAAGACAACAACCCUGCGCGGUGAUGGUAUCGAGCCACAACUCAAGCGUUGAUGUUCGAUUCAUGCUCGCUUCAUCUAUGCACGACUACCUGCACGACUUAUCAGGGAUUUCGUCUUUUUUUUGUCGCCACGUCUCUCACUCUUUCCUAUUGUGCACCAGCCGAUCUUUCUCUCUCCCUGUCUCUUCGCAACGGAUCAAUCAAUGACGCUUUGGCUGUCUCGCGGACUCUCUUUCAUCAAACACAACAUUCUUUAAUGCAGUCUUCUUUUUCACACACCUACACAAGUAACGAUGGCGCCUAGAAAUGACUAUUAUCCACACACACCUCUGUUGGGGCUUCGCCUCUUUUCUCUGGGCUUUUCUUGCUCUUUACCUAGACUUAUUACCUACUCACACCUGCAUGUAGAAUGCAAAAAGUCGAAGCCCU
Molecule: messenger RNA, 2958 nt
Organism: Protomyces lactucae-debilis
Lineage: Eukaryota; Fungi; Ascomycota; Taphrinomycetes; Taphrinales; Protomycetaceae
Exons: 1
Coding region: 111-2582 (823 amino acids)
Source: RefSeq, a predicted model, not a curated record